This is a messenger RNA of Mirounga angustirostris (Northern elephant seal), 1347 nucleotides long. It is a transcript of the gene MRPL9, whose product is annotated as mitochondrial ribosomal protein L9. Gene Ontology annotation, biological process: translation. Bases 136 to 945 code for a protein of 269 amino acids. Gene Ontology annotation, molecular function: structural constituent of ribosome. Gene Ontology annotation, cellular component: ribosome; mitochondrion. The record is from RefSeq and is a predicted model, not a curated record. NCBI's taxonomy places the organism in Eukaryota, Metazoa, Chordata, Mammalia, Carnivora, Phocidae. The transcript has 7 exons.
UCCAACCCGGGCCGGGUCUGCCCCUCGGCUUCGCCAGCCAGAGCGGCGGCGGCUCAGGCGCGCCGCGGGCAGCCGCAGGGGCCUCUCCUGCGCCGGCGCUGGGGUCCUCCUCCAUUCUCCCUCGGCGCUGGGAACAUGGCGGCGGUCGCGGGGAGGGCCCUGCUGCGAGGAACGGUGCGGGGGCUGGUGCUCCCGCGACUCGCAGGGGGCACCCCGGGCCCGGAGCGCGACUUCAGCCUCUCUCACAGUCGGGUGAGGGCCAGCUCUGAGCUCUGGGGGUCCUCGCCUCAGGGCACGGUCAUCGUGGAGCGCUGGUGGAAGGUGCCGCUGGCCGGAGAGGGCCGGAAGCCGCGCCUACACCGGCGACACCGGGUCUACAGGCUGGUAGAGGACACGAAACACGGGCCCAAAGGCAGCCUGGAGCUCAUCCUCACGCAGUCGGUGGAAGGACUUGGAGUCCGGGGUGACCUGGUCUCAGUGAAGAAAUCUUUGGGCCGGAAUCGACUACUGCCUCAAGGUCUGGCUGUAUAUGCAUCCCCUGAAAACAAGAAACUGUUUGAGGAGGAGAAAUUGCUGAGACAAGAAGGAAAAUUAGAGAAGAUCCAGACCAAGGCAGGUGAGAUGACAGUGAAAUUUCUGAGAAGCUGUCACCUGGAAGUGGGGAUGAAGAACAACGUCAAAUGGGAACUAAACCCUGAAAUAGUCGCCCGCCAUUUCUUCAAAAAUCUUGGUGUUGUGGUCACCCCGCAUGCAUUAAAGUUACCAGAAGAGCCCAUUACGCGGUGGGGCGAGUACUGGUGUGAGGUGACGGUGAAUGGACUUGACACUGUGAGGGUACCUAUGUCUGUGGUGAACUUUGAGAGGCCCAAGACCAAAAGAUACAAGUACUGGUUAGCCCGGCAAGCUGCCCAGGGGGUGGCCCCCACCAGCUCCCAGACGAUCUGAACCUUCUCUCCCUCAGAAGCAGAAGAGCAGAAUCAGAGGAGCAGUGAUCGACAGUGGGCCUGCACGCUGACACCACUCCCAGCUCUGACCAAAUAAUGGAGUUUUAGAGAGCACGUGGGGACAUGGGCCUAACCUGCAUGGCCACAUUGACUCGUCCGUAUCUCCCACCUCUGUCUUUGGCUGUUAGCACAUCGGCCUUACCUGGGCCGUCCUGCUCAAGGAGUACCAGGCUGUAGAUUUGAUAAGCUGAAUAGUAACAGAUGAAAACAGUCUAGAUCCUGUGAGCCUGGAAUUUGCUGGAACAAAUGGAAGAGCUACCCACGCUCUCCAGUACUGGUCCCAUUUUCAUACAUACUGAACAUUUGCAUCACGAGAGGAAAUAAAGAGGUUGUGCUCUUUUUA